UUGUGAUUGACCAAGCAAAAUAUUUUAACUGGUUCAUGUCUUCAGGGAAUACUACUCGUAGUGUAAAAUCACAAGGAUCAAAGACAUUGAAUGAAAAUGUAACUAAAUGUAUUGUAUCCGGCAAAAGAGAAGAAUUGUACCAAAAUUUGAAUUCUGGUUUUAUUUCUUCUUCUUCAUUGGGAAUAUAUCACCAGGCGGCUGUCGUAACUACAGCAGAUAAAGCGUCUCAAGUAGCAACAGACAUCUUGAUUAAAGGAGGCUCGGCAACAGAUGCAGCAAUAGCCGCCCUAUUAUGUAACGGAGUGAUACAUCCUCAGUAUAACGGGCUGGGUGGAGGAAUGUUUAUGACCAUAUACGAAAGGGACUCUCAAAAAGUUACAAUUUUAGAUGCCAGAGAAGCGGCACCUUCCGAUUCUACAGAACACAUGUUCCAAGAUGCACAUGACCCACUUGCUUCCCAAAUAGGUGGUUUGGCUAUCGCAGUACCUGGUGAAGUAAGAGGAAUGUGGGAGGCUCACAAAUUAUUUGGAAAACUGCCUUGGGCGGACUUAUUUCAGCCUGCCAUUAAUCUUGCCGAACAGGGCACUCCUUUCAAUGCACAAAAUUUAAAUUGGGCAAAUAUAAUCAGCGGUAAAAAAACAGAUGCGCAAUCAAAAUAUUACAAUAAAAUCGAAGGGGGUGAGAACCUGCUCAGUCGCUUCGAGGAACUAAGGUCAAUGCUAACUAAAG
Molecule: messenger RNA, 729 nt
Organism: Owenia fusiformis
Lineage: Eukaryota; Metazoa; Annelida; Polychaeta; Sabellida; Oweniidae
Source: the annotation of a GenBank genome assembly